AUGGAAGUUCUUGCGCCCGUUGCCUGUCAUGCCUGCGUGGACAAGCUCACCACUGCGGAAACCGCCCACCACAGUCUGCGCUGGGAAGAAGCGGUAGAAAAACUGGUCGACGAUGUCUGGGCGAUUCUCGUCCAGGGUCCUACGGGGAGUUCGCUACGAUGUCUGGAUGAUACGUGCAAGGAUAAGCGUGCCGACGAAUUGGGUUUACGGUCUCCCGCACUCCCGUGGUACACUCAACCUCCGCCCUCCUACGAUGAUGCCGUGAGCAAUCUUCCUCCGGAAUAUAGUGCGCUCCCUGCGCUUGCGGAGCGCAGGACGGCAGCGUCACCCGCUGCGCCUCCCGCGCCGACUACGAAAUCGCGCAACCAUUCCCGUUCGCUGUAUAAAGAUACGAUACUGGAUGUCUAUAUUGAUUUCGAGAAUCCAGUUGGUGUUCGAGAGCACAAGAAGAAAAAAGGUGCUACUGGUGGUGCGGCCAAGAAACCCGCUGCCCCGCCGCCUCCGCCUGAUAGCGGGGGUGGUUCGAACGAUGCUGGAGAUGACCAGACGAAUGGUGAUGGAGGUAGCGGUGGUGAUGCAGGCGGGGCAGGUGGAGGCGGGGAUGAUGGUAGCGGUGGUGGAGGAGGAGGAGGAGAUGAUGGCGGAGAUGACUGGAAUACCUGGGGGACUGUUCCUGGAAGCAAGAAAAAGAAACAGGAGGAGGCAGAGGAGGAAGAACGGAAAGCUGCCGAGGCGGCUGCUGCCAAGAACAAUCUCAGCUGGGCUGAUGAUGUUGAGGAUGGCGGCGGUGAUGACUGGGCUGGGUUUACCACGGCAGGAAAGAAGAAGAAAGGAAAGGAUGAGCCGCCCCCGGGGGCUUUCCAGGAUAUCAGCCUAGAUAGCGGGGCCCCCCAGCUGGACCUCGACUUCGACCCGGGUCCUAAAACCGGAGGGACUGGCUUCAGCUUUGGUGGAUGGGGCAAAGAUUGGAGUACUGGAGGUGCCGGUGCCCCUGCUGCGAGCAAAUGGGGUCUUGGGGCUAUUGGAGAGUCAGUCCCGAAAGAAGAACCCAAAGACACCAACCCCUGGGGAAGCACUUCUACUAAGAAGAAAUCGACCAAGGCGACCGCUGGCGGGUUCGACUUUGGCGAUUUGGGAUCCCCUCCAGCCGAGGAGCCCAAAGCAGAGGAAGACUGGGGUAGUUGGGGUGUCGCGACCAAGGAUAAGAAGAAAAAGAUAAGCUUGCUUGAUCCGGAGCCCGCCCCCGAGCCCAAGCCUGGAGCAACCGCUCAGGCCAAUCCCGAGCCUGUUGUCUUGGAGCCUUUACCUGAAUUGGAUCUCGAGCCCGAACCGGAAGUCCCUGGGUCCAUCCUUACAGAUCCCUGGUACAUUGGUCUUUCCAAGAAGGAACAGCGAAAAGCCAAGAAGGACUGGGAGAAAAAGGUAAAAGACGCAGAAGACGAGCUUGCCAAGGUUCGGGAAGCGAAUGCAGCCAAGCAGGCCGCCUACGACGAGGCUGUAAAAGCCAGACAAGAAGCAGAAGCCCAAGCUGCUCCGGCUGCCCCAGAUCCACCUGCUCCGGAACCGAACCAAGAAGCUGAUAAUGACUGGGGAUGGGCUGUUCCUUCGAAAAAGGACAAGAAGAAGAAAAAGAUCGAUCUACUAGCCGACUCCGAGCCUAUUCCUGCACCCGCUCCCGAUCCUCCAGCAGAGGAUGACUGGGGUGCUUGGGGCACUGGCGGUAAGAAAGACAAGAAAUCCAAGAAAGAACCAGAGCCCAUCAUCGAGGAACCGGCCCCGGAACCUCCCAAGGCCAAGGAGCCCCAAGAUGCCUGGAGUGCCUGGGGUAUAACCCCCAAAGACAAGAAGAAGAAAAAGGACAAACUCGAACCCGAGCCUCAGCCCGAACCCGAGCCCGAACCCGAGCCGGAGCCUGAGCAACCUGAACCAGAGCCCGAACCCGAACCUGCUCCCGUGCAUGAUGAUCCUCUAUAUGAAGGUUGGCAUACCCUUUCUUCUAAAGACCGGAAAAAGCGCGAGAAGAAACUGGUCCAGAAGGGACUUCCUAUCCCUGGAAAGGACUUUGAGCUUCCUUCCGAUAAGCCACCGGAGCCCGAACCCGAACCGGAGCCUCCUGUUGUCGAGCCAGAACCCCAGCCUGAGCCCGAGCCCGAGCCCGAGCCUCCGAAACUAGCAGAGGAUGACGCCUGGGGUGUCUGGGGUCCGACUAAGGACAAGAAGAAAAAGAAGAAGGGUAUUGAAGAACCGCCUCCGCCAGCACCGACUCCUCCAGCCCAAGGCCUUACUCCCGAGCCCGAAGCCCUCGACAAUGAUGAUGACAUCUGGGCUGAAGCUGGUUCAAAGUCCAAGACCAUCAAGAAGACCAAGGCCAUCGAACCAGUCAAGGAAGAGAAGCCUGCUGCUAAGGGGUUCUGGGCAUCGUUGACUGGAGCCUCUGCCACGAAGACCAAGUCAACAAAGGAGAAGUCCAAGCCAAAGGAGGAACCCGUUGAGCAAGAAGAUCUUCUUAUCGACGUUGGCGACGACCCUCCCAAGGAACCCGAGCCCGAACCCUCACCCGAACCUGAAAUCGUGCCAGAACCCGUUAAAGAGGAGCCUCCUCCCGAAAAGUCAUCGAAACUCAAGUCCACGGCCAAGCUGUCUGUUGCAGAGCGUAUCAAGGCACUCGAGCAGAACAAGAAGGACAAACUCAAAGAGGCAAAGUCGAGCUCCAAGACAAAGACCAAGGAACCCGAGCCCGAGCCUGAGCCCGAGCCUGUCAUUGAACCUCAGCCCGAACCUGAAGUGGAAAUCGUACCCCAGCCAGAACCCGCUCCAGUUCACGAUGAUCCUCUAUACGAGGGAUGGAAUGAUCUGUCAUCCAAAGAGAGGAAGAAAAGGGAGAAGAAGUUGGUCCAGAAGGGACUUCCCAUUCCCGGAAAGGACUUUGAGCUUCCAUCUGAAAAAUCACCCGAACCUGCGGAGGAACCCCAACCUGAGCCUGAGGUGGACAAACAAGUCUCCAGAGACUCCGUACCCGGAAGUUUCCCUGACGAACCUGAAAUUGGGAUUCCCGCCGAGCCCGAGCCUGCUCCCAAACCCGAACCCGAACCGCCAGCUCCCGACCUCUCGAAGAUGUCAAAGAAGGAACUGAAAAAGUACAAGAAAUCUGCUGCUGCCGUGGCCAUCGCCAAGGAACCUACGCCUCCCCCGGCAGAGGAGCCCCCUGCGCCCGAGCCUAAGCAUGCUGAACGUACAGCCGAGCCAGAAGAUGAUGGCGCGCCCCUAACACCACCCCCAGAUGUAGAUGAACCUCCUAAGUCAUCUAAGAAGGAACGCGCUCGUGUGGAUCGUACCACUAGCAGUGGUGGUUGGGGUUUCUGGGGCUCAGCACCGCCACCCAAAAAGUCCAGCAAGAAGGAGCCCAAGGAGAGCAGCAAGGAGAGCAAAGAAAUUGAGGAAAGUAAGGAAAUCAAGCCCGCUGAAGAAGCCGAGUCUCUUAAGAAACGGGAAAAAGAGGAGCGAAAGGAAUCAACUCGCGAUCGUGAACGUGAACGUGAACGUGAACGUGAACGUGAACGCGACCGCGACCGCUCCCCUGUAGCAGCAAUCCGUUCCAAAUCCACAAAAUCCCGUCCAAAGGAAUCAGACGCUGAGGUUGAAAAAUCCUCGUCUGAUCGGGAAAGGCGCCGGGAGCGCGAGCGGGAGCGCGAGCGUGAAGCUCGGUCCUCAAAACAGCAGCGCGCAACAACCCUGUCCAACUUCGUAUUUGGUCAGCCCCCGCCACGAAGCAAGUCAUCCCGGAAACCAGAAACAUCAUCCAAACGACCUUCUUCCAAGCCGGUAUCCAGACGUCCUUCCAUUGACCAAGAAGAUGAAGCGGCCAUGCCGUCGCCGCCUCCAGAUGACAAGCCGGAGGUAAACGAUAAGGCAGCCAAGCUGAUGGGCAUCAACGCGUCCAAAUCCAAACGCGACCGUCCACGUGCUGAGCGCCGCAAGUCGGUUCCCCGCGACCCUUACGCUAUUGAGGAUGAUGAUAUGGUCCUGGUCGAUAUGGAAGACGCUGAUGGCCAGUCACCUAAGGAGGGCUCGAGAGGGUCAAAGCGCAAGUCAAAGAGAGAGUCCCGCGCAAAACCUGAUGAAGAAGAUGCUGUCAUCGUCGAUGCCGAGCAAGCUCGCGGCGCUCCAGACGUUCUUUCAGGGGCCGAUGACAUGGCCUACGUCGAUGCGCCACCUCGAGAGCGACGCCUGAAGCGCCCUAAUGCAACACCCAAGAAGCAAGACACCGGUGGGUUCAUGGGUAUCUUUGGUUCACUGCGGAAGCCUACGCGUCCCGAGAUGCCAGACCGUCGCAAGUCUCGCUCUUACCGGGAUGAAGAUGCCAGGGCCUUCACAGAGACAGAGCGUGACGAUCGCCGACGCCGUGACGAUCGACGCCGUCGUUCCGUGAAGCCUGAUACUGAUGCUGAAGGAUUUACCACGGACGCCGCUGGCGCUGCUGCCGGCGGCGAAACCGAGCCCGAAGACGCAGAGGCUCGAAGAGCAGCUCGUCGUGCAAAGCGCACAUCUCGCCAAGCCCCCUCUGACACACGAGAAGCCGAAGCCCGUGAAGCCGAAGAGCGAAGAGCCAGGCGUAAAGAGAAGUUGCGGGAGCGCGAAGCACGCGAGCAACGAGCCCGCGAAGAAGAAGACCAACGCCGCGAAGAAGAGCGCCGGAUUCGCCGCGUCGCACGCGAAGAACGUCGAGCCCGCGAGGAACAAGCCGCACGCGAAGCCGCCGCAGCCGAAGAAGCGAAAGCCGCCGAGCGCCGCGAGCGCCGUCGCCAACGCGAAGAAGAAAUGGCCGCCAAAGCCAAACGUCGCCGUUCCCGCGUCGACGAGCCCCCAGUCGACGGUUACGCACCGGAGGACCAGCCAGACGGCCGUCGUGGAUCUCGUUCCUACGCAGAGGACAAGGCUCGGCGCCGCCGAUCGAAGGCUAUGCCUCAGCCGGAGCAGACGCGGGCACCGUUGAUGACGGGGGGCCUCAAUCAUGGGAACACAGGUGGGCCCAAGAAAGACAAGAUCUCCACGUGGGUCUACUCACAAGCUGAAGAACCCCCUGAGCCGCCGCCCAUCGUUCCCACCGUCAUCGAUCUGCCCCCUGACGCGGCCGGUGCCGCCGAGAACGCUCACUCGCUCUCCUCGGACGAGGAAGCGCGCCGUGCUGCGCGCCGCAGAGCUCGUCGGAGAGCAAAGUAUGGCGAUAUGCCUGACGAGGAGGUAGUUGAUGAUGCGCGGUCUCGGCAACGCGAGUCGCGCCGUGAGGGGGUGAAGAGUAGUUCCGGGAGUGGAGAUUAUGAGCGUGAUCGGGGUAUGCGCUCUCAGCAUGGGAGCCGGCAUGGUGGAGCAGCUGCAAGCUCAGGCGCGAAGAAGUCGAGUUGGUUUAAGAAACUUGCGGGUUUCUAG
This is a messenger RNA of Penicillium daleae, 5427 nucleotides long. RefSeq lists its product as uncharacterized. The coding region runs from base 1 to 5427 and encodes 1808 amino acids. The record is from RefSeq and is a predicted model, not a curated record. Lineage: Eukaryota; Fungi; Ascomycota; Eurotiomycetes; Eurotiales; Aspergillaceae. The transcript has 4 exons.